Molecule: messenger RNA, 2781 nt
Organism: Zalophus californianus (California sea lion)
Lineage: Eukaryota; Metazoa; Chordata; Mammalia; Carnivora; Otariidae
Gene: THAP2
Product: THAP domain containing 2
Exons: 3
Coding region: 67-723 (218 amino acids)
Cellular component (GO): nucleus
Source: RefSeq, a predicted model, not a curated record
GAGGAAGCGUAGCAACCAGCGCCUCAGAACAGGCUUAAGACAGCACCGAAUGAGGGGGAAAGGGAAAUGCCGACCAAUUGCGCCGCGGCGGGCUGUGCUACUACCUACAACAAGCACAUUAACAUCAGCUUCCACAGGUUUCCUUUGGAUCCUAAAAGAAGAAAAGAAUGGGUUCGCCUGCUUAGGCGCAAAAAUUUUGUGCCAGGAAAACACACUUUUCUUUGUUCAAAGCACUUUGAAGCCUCCUGUUUUGACUUAACAGGACAAACUCGACGACUUAAAAUGGAUGCUGUUCCAACCAUUUUUGAUUUUUGUACCCAUUUAAAGUCUAUGAAACUCAAGUCAAGGAAUCUUUUGAAGAAAAACAACAAUUGUACCCCAACAGGACCAUCUAAUUUAAAAUCAAACAUUAGUAGUCAGCAAGUACUACUUGAACAUAGUUAUGCUUUUAGGAAUCCUAUGGAGGCAAAAAAGAGGAUAAUUAAACUGGAAAAAGAAAUAGCAAGCUUAAGAAAGAAAAUGAAAACUUGCUUACAAAAAGAACGCAGAGCAACACGAAGAUGGAUCAAAGCCACUUGCUUGGUGAAGAAUCUGGAAGCAAAUAACAUAUUACCUAAAGGCACAUCAGAACACAUUUUACCAACUGCCUUAAGCAGUCUUCCUUUGGAAGAUUUCAAGAUUCUUGAACCUGAUCAACAAGAUAAAACAUUACCAAUUCUAUAAAACAUUCCUUUAAGAUUAGCCCACACAGAACUUGAUGCCCAUCCUUCAUUCUAUUCAAAGGUAAAGAUAUUUAAGGAAAUUAUGCCAAAAUUGGGUAUUUAAUAAAGUUCUACAUGAAGUAACAUUAUUACUGUAUAACUUAUGAAGACUAGAUUAUAAAUGGAAACUUUCUAUGAAACUUUUAUUUGAAAAAGAAUGGAAGUGCCUUACAUGAGAAUUACGUACUUAAAAAUUUUGUUAGAAAGUUGUAUGUUUGCAAGGUGUUUUGCAUUUUUGUCUUUUAAAACUACUUUUAAAGAACUGUCUAUGACAAUAUGUUUAAGUUCUAUUAGAAGGAAAUUUGUUUUUCAUGUACCAAUGUUGGGACAUUACAUUCUAAAUAGGAUGCUAAGUAAGAAUUAGCCAACAUUAAAUAUGACUUUAAAACUGCUGGGGUUUGUGUUAAUUGAAUUAUUAUUGGCACUGUGAUUUGGAAAUUAUUAUAGGAAAAAAAUCUGAGGUGUACAGGGCAAGUUGUGUUAUUUAAACUUUCUGUAUCUGCUCACCAAAUGUGACAAAAGUCAAGGCAUCCUUCAUGAAAAUAUUAGCUUUUAAGAUAGAUUAUAAAAUAUUUUGAAAAUAAUAUUUUGAAUGUGAAGUACUCUUGAAUCAUCCAAACAAGGUAAGGUCUCAAGUUUCUCAGACUAGAAAAACUGGUAGCCAGUUAUAUGUUGUGAAAUAACGUAGACAUUGUGACCUAGCUUUUACCUUAAACAAAAAGAUAAAUUUAUACUAAUUUUUUUCAUAAUAAAAAUAUUACAUUUUCAAUUCCAAAAUUGAUGUGUUAAUUAGGCAAUGUGAUACAAAGUUCCAUGUUAGGAAUACCUCCUCUACCCCCCCAUGUAUGUUGAUACCAAAACUUGUAAGCUCUUUUUUCUCCCAUAAGCCCACAUUAGGAUUUAAUCACAGAAAAGUACCUACCAUAUUAUAUCUUCACAACUUAUAACUUAAAAUGGAAUCAAUUUAUUGUACAUACCAGCUUGCUUUUAUCUCCUUUUUUAGCAACUGCAUAAGGGAUGUGAAAUGUAUUUUCUAUAAAAAUACAUGUGUCUGAUAAAGCUAUGAAAAUGCUAUUUAUUUUACAAAAUAGAAUAUGAGAACUAUGAUAGUUGCCACUUGAAAUAAAUAUCACCAGAUAAAUUUUUAAUUUUAGUAAGAAUCCUUUCCUUCAAACAACUUUGGGCAAAUCACAUUAAAUUUAUUAAUGUGUAAUCAAGUUAUUCAAUCUUAGUUCAAGCUUCUGACACUACCAUAUGAAAGUAGCAUGCAUGUAGCUAACCAUAAUUGUUAUACAUUUUUCCUGUAGGUAAUGGCUAUUUUAUUUUAUAAAGUAAUUUCGGGGGGGGGUUGGGUUGGGUUUUGUUUUGUUUCGGUUUGGUUUUGAUGACAUUUGCUUGGCUCGUAGCAAUAGUCUUUUUACAGUAUUAGCACCCUUUCUUUCAGUAAGGAAUGGCUCCCAACAACUAGAUUUACAAAGGCAAAGGUAAGAAAAGUCUAUGUUCGUUAUCAUGAGGCACUUAAAAAUCUAUGAAAAUCCUUUUGUGAAUAUUAUAAACCUUGUUAGUCAUUUUAUCUUAAAUAUUGGACACAGCUCCUUGAAAUUGUCAUUCCAUGUUUUUUUUCUAAUAUGGUUUCAAAUAUCUCUUCACUUACUGACCAUAGCUUUAUACCUCAAAAUAAGCUGGGCAAAUAAUCAUCUAAACAUAAACUGUAUUCCAAGUAUAAACUCUCAUGUGGUUCAUCACCCCUCCCCAAUAUAAAACAAAAUACUAAUUAAUGCAGGCUAGUUCCCAUCUACAAUUUUAUUUUGAUAUCAAUAUAACAUUUUAAAAAUCACAAAAAUAAAACAUAAACUACAAGCUUUUGGCAAAGUUAACUAGACUUCAUUCAUUAUUAUUUAAGACUACUGAAUAAACUACCACUCAGUAAUUUUAUUUUAUUUUUUUAUUUUUUUUUUAAAGAUUUUAUUUAUUUACUUGAGAGAGCGAGAAUGAGAGACGGAGAGAGAGCACAUGAGAA